GUGGCUUCCAUUGGUCGGUUUUUUUGUUUGAAAUUGGCGCUGUCACAGGAGGAAUAACGAAUUUCUGCCCCAUUCAGCGCCGAUAAGUCGAUACGGAUCGUUCAUCCCCUCGAGUGUUUUUGUUUUGUUACCACAUCGAAAAAAAGAGGAGAAAUAGUUUUUUAACCAAAUGGCGCAAAACGUGAACCCGUACUUCGAGGCCCAAUCCGCGGCCAAACACAACGAUGAGAAGCAAAAGUUCUCUUCAGACAGUCACGCAGUGACCAAAAGACUGCACAAGGAGCUGAUGACUCUGAUGAUGUCUCCGGACAAGAGCAUAUCAGCAUUCCCUGAUGGUGAGAAUCUGUUCAAAUGGAUUGGAACCAUAUCCGGACCGAAGGAUACUGUGUACGAUGGGCAAAAGUAUAAGUUGAGUCUUCAAUUCCCGAAUUCGUAUCCGUACUCGGCGCCGAGCGUCAAGUUCGUGACUCCGUGCUUCCAUCCGAACGUGGACACGAACGGCAACAUCUGCUUGGACAUAUUGAAAGACAAAUGGUCGGCGUUGUACGAUGUCAGAACGAUCCUGCUCUCCAUACAGGCGCUGCUCGGCGAACCGAACAUCGACAGCCCCUUGAACGUUCUGGCAGCAGAGCUGUGGCAGUCGCAGGACGAAUACAAGAAACAGGUCACCGAGACGUACAAAGAUAAAUGUGCAGGCAUCUAAGUUAUGUAUAUAUAUAUAUAUACACACUUUUCGUUUCCUUUAUCUUCAUACCUUAAUUUCUCUUCUUUUUUUUUCACAUAUAUAUAUAUAUACAAACAAAAUUGUGUCUAACUUAUAAUUUAUUUAAUUAAUUCAAAGUGAGAGAGCGAGUGUGAAUGGAGAGAGAGCGAGAGAGAACUUAAAGUUCUCGGCAUCAGUAUAGAACAAUUUUUGUAAUUA
This is a messenger RNA of Nicrophorus vespilloides, 922 nucleotides long. RefSeq names its product probable ubiquitin-conjugating enzyme E2 C (gene vih). Lineage: Eukaryota; Metazoa; Arthropoda; Insecta; Coleoptera; Silphidae. The transcript has 2 exons. Bases 170 to 703 code for a protein of 177 amino acids. The record is from RefSeq and is a predicted model, not a curated record.